Molecule: messenger RNA, 6597 nt
Organism: Microtus ochrogaster (prairie vole)
Lineage: Eukaryota; Metazoa; Chordata; Mammalia; Rodentia; Cricetidae
Gene: Fancm
Product: FA complementation group M
Biological process (GO): double-strand break repair via synthesis-dependent strand annealing; interstrand cross-link repair
Molecular function (GO): ATP binding; nuclease activity; four-way junction helicase activity
Source: RefSeq, a predicted model, not a curated record
CCAAUCACAUCCCCGCCGCCAACUAGACGGCGGCGUUUUCAACCCGACGGGCUGCGGCCAGUCCCGCCCCCGGGUUCCACUGUGUCGCCGGCGGAGCUUGAUGGGCGUCCGAGCCGCGGCGGUUGCGCUGCCAGCCGGGCCGGUGGGACAGCGGAGCCCCGCUGCGGGUGGGCACCAUGAGCGGACGGCAGAGAACGCUCUUCCAGACUUGGGGCCCAAGCCUCGUGCGCGGCGCCGGCGCUGCGGGCUGCGGCCAGGCGCGCUCGCCCGCCGCCGUGGUGGAGGCGCUGCAGGAGGAGGAGGACGAUGACGACGUGAUGCUGGUGGCGGCGUACGAGGCCGAGCAGCAGCUGGAUCCCGAGGACGGCGGCUUCUGCGCGGCUGCGGGCGGCCUGUGGAUUUACCCCACCAAUUGCCCGGUGCGCGACUACCAGCUGCACAUCUCCCGGACCGCGCUCUUCUGCAACACCCUGGUGUGCCUGCCCACCGGGCUGGGGAAGACCUUCAUUGCUGCGGUGGUCAUGUAUAAUUUCUACCGCUGGUUCCCUUCCGGCAAGGUAGUUUUCAUGGCACCCACGAAACCCCUGGUGACACAGCAGAUGGAGGCCUGUUUCCACGUGAUGGGUAUCCCGCAGUCUCAUAUGGCUGAAAUGACAGGUUCAACUCAAGCUGUCAGCAGGAAGGAGGUGUGGUGCAGCAAGAGGGUCCUUUUCCUUACACCUCAGGUCAUGGUGAAUGACCUGUCUAGAGGAGCUUGUCCUGCUGCCCGUGUAAAGUGUCUCGUGGUUGAUGAGGCUCAUAAGGCUCUUGGGAACUACGCUUACUGCCAGGUUGUAAGGGAACUGGUCAAAUACACAACUCACUUCCGAAUCUUGGCUCUUAGUGCCACACCAGGCAGUGAUAUCAAGGCCGUGCAACAGGUGAUUACCAACCUCCUGAUCGGGAAGGUGGAGCUUCGUUCCGAAGACUCUCCGGAUAUUUUGCCUUACUCUCAUGAAAGGCGAGUAGAGAAGCUCGUUGUUCCCCUGGGGGAAGAACUUGGAGCCAUCCAAAAGACGUACAUCCGGAUUUUGGAAACAUUUGCCAGUUGUUUGAUUCAGAGAAAUGUUUUGAUGAAAAGAGAUAUUCCCAAUCUAACAAAAUACCAGAUAAUUCUCGCAAGAGAUCAAUUUAGGAAGAACCCAUCCCCAAAUAUUGUGGGAAUUCAAGGCGUAAUUGAGGGAGAGUUUGCCACCUGUAUCAGUUUGUAUCAUGGGUAUGAGUUACUGCAGCAAAUGGGAAUGCGAUCCUUAUAUUUCUUCCUUUCUGGAAUCAUGGAUGGGACCAAAGGAAUGACACGGGCAAAAAAUGAGCUCGGCCGCAACGAGGACUUCAUGCAGCUCUACAGUCGCCUGGAGAGUAUGUUUGCCCACAUGCAAGAUCCUGCAGCCAGCAAUGCUCUGGCCUUCCAGAAAGGAAAUAAAGAGAAAACAUUUUUCUAUAGUCAUCCAAAGUUAAAGAAACUGGAAGAAGUUAUAAUUGAACACUUCAGGUCAUGGAAUGCUAAAAACACCGCUGAAACAAAGGGCCCUGAGACCCGAGUUAUGAUCUUCUCCUCGUUCCGAGACAGUGUGGAGGAAAUUGCGGAAAUGCUUUCCCGGCACCAGCCGCUCAUCAGAGUGAUGACAUUUGUCGGCCACGCUUCGGGGAAAAACACAAAAGGCUUUACCCAGAAGGAGCAACUACAGGUGGUGAGACGGUUCCGUGACGGCGGGUAUAACACGCUGGUUUCCACCUGUGUUGGGGAAGAAGGCUUGGAUAUAGGGGAAGUCGAUCUUAUCAUAUGCUUUGAUGCCCAGAAGAGCCCAAUCCGCCUCAUACAGCGCAUGGGCAGAACUGGCCGCAGGCGGCAAGGAAGGAUCGUUGUUAUCCUCGCGGAGGGCCGGGAAGAGCGCACGUAUAAUCAGAGCCAGUCCAACAAAAGAAGCGUUUACAAAGCCAUUUCAGGUGACAGACAAAUGCUUCAUUUUUACCAAGGAAGUCCACGAAUGGUUCCUGAGAAUGUCAAUCCCGAGCUACACAAGAUGUUCAUCACACAUGGUGCCUUUGAGCCCCAGAAGGCUCGGGACGUGCGGCGGAAGCCCGCCUCCUCGAGGACUGGAGUGAAAGCCAUUAAUAAAGAUGGGUUCUUAUCAGAAGAGGAAUUUAACCUCUGGAAGAGACUCUACAGGCUGGGCGAUGGUGACCAGGUGAAAGGAGUGGUGUUGCCCGAGUGUCACUUCCCAUCUUUACAGGAGGACACCAUGCCUAAAGAACCAACUGCUGGAAUUCGUCAACUCUCACUCUCUGAAUGGAGGCUGUGGCAAGACCAUCCGCUUCCUACACAUCAAGUUGACCAUUCGGAUCGUUGCCACCAUUUCAUAAGCGUCAUGCAAAUGAUAGAAGAAAUGAGACAAGAAGAGGAUGAAUGCAGCUAUGAGCGGAAAAUUAAGCCUUUUCUACGAAUGGAAGAUGUCAGAUCAACAUGUAAUACAUCUAGGAAUGCAAAUAAGAAUCUAGCCAGUGUCACCACGAUUCCUCACAAGACAUCAGUUAGACCAAGUGGAGGUGAAGGCUGCUCCUCCUCAGUGACCGUGUCUGAUGACGAGACUCCUCCUAAGUGUACGGAAACUGCUCUCAGGGAAAAAGCUUCUGGAGCAAUGGGGAAAGACCCGACUAGGGAAGAAAGCAACGAGGCUGCGGCUUCUCCCAACACCUGUGGACAUUCUCCUGCAGAAGCUGUUUCCCAGAUAGAUGCACCGAACGGGAAAAGCAUGGCAGGUGCAGGUGGCAUCACCGCUUUGGGUACUGUUAGUGAUGAUGAUAACCACCCUGGAACAUUACUAACGGAGCGUCUGGCUACCGAUAAAUCCUGCUCAUUUGCCAGGUAUUCCUUAGAUUCUGGUUAUAGUAGUUUCAGUGAUGAGAAAUCUAUUUCGUCAAAUUUGUUCCUUCCACUGGAAGAAGAGCUGUACCCAGAUAAAGCAGCUGAUCAGUUUUAUAAUGGUCAUCCGGUGACAGAAGAGGUACGAGCUAACGUGGAGAGAUUUCUCUCCUGUUCUCCGCCUUCUCUCAGUGGACUCUCAGCCAUGGAGUGUGAAGUCACUCAGGAUUUUGAACCUGACCGUACAUCCUGCUCACCCAACUCAGAGCAUGAACACAGUCAUAAACCUGCUUCUCUGACAUCAUACUCGGCUGUGAAUUCUCAACAAAACUUAGAAAAAUAUUCAGUUAAACAUGUUAAUCAUCCUCCUGAAAAUUAUUGUGUCUUUGGCAAAACUGAUAAUAAGAGUUCUGAUCAGCCCUCCUGUGGCUCUGACAAUAAAGCCUAUAAUAAUAUUAAAGAUAAAAACUUAGUAUCUAACAGUUAUGCAAAUCUUGCAAAGAAUUUGUUUGACGAAAAUAGCCGUGAAGAAGAUAGUAACCCCCCAGUAUUCGCCAAUGAGGGUGAGAGCUUACUAUUAUUUGAAGAUAGUAUUGGAGAAUUGGAUGGUGUGGUCCUUUCUCCCUGCAAGAGUAAUAGUCGGCCCCCAAGUGUGUCAGAUGAAACUCUUAUAAGUGAAAUGCCUCCAAUCUCUCGCUUCUUAAUUUCGGAUGAGCUUUUGUUAGAUGAUGAUUCUGAGCCCGAAGACCCUAUCACUUGUGAUACCAAGAGCUGGAAAUCUCAUGAAGGUUUGAAGGACGAACAUGAAGGACCGAAGAGUGAGGGGCAGACUUUCGAUUGCUCUGCAGAUUUAUUUUCCGUUACCUUCAAUUUAGGAUUUUGUAGUUCAGGUUCUGAUGAUGAAAUCCCAGGCCGUGUGUCAGAUAGGAGUAGCACGCCGGAAGCAGCUGCUGAUAAGGAAAUCAGGGAUGCCAGUGACACUGCGGAUCCGCCAGGUGGAGCCAUAUCACCAAUCCCACACUCUCCGGCGAAUCAGGAACCUGCCUCUCCCUGCUUUCCCCCACGCUUGCCAGUGAAGGAGAGAGUUAUGAGUACGCCCCUUUCUAAAGCAAACGCGUGGAGCCUGUGUUCUAAGACAGGAGCAGGCGUGCGGAAGACACCAAGUUCUACCGAGGAGAAAGCCGAUGUACAGAGGUCCAAAGUGACUUUGAAUCCACGAGCUGACGAUUUAGCAGAAGAGCUCAAAAGCAGUGACCGCCUCUUUCGGCUUCGGUUCCCUCAGCGUACUGAAGUUGAACACCUAACUAGUGAAAGUGAAGAUGAUGUUUUCCUGAGAAAAACUAAAAAACCCAAAGCAAAUGUCCUGAAGUCCCCUGAGGAUCAGAAAAACAGUGACAUCGAUUCGCCUGUUCAUGCUGUGAAAAAGUCCAGGGUUCUUAGGCGUUGUGUGUCAGAAUUGUCAUCUAGUGAUGAGAGUGAGCAUUCUCUCAUGCCGUGUUCACAAUUGGAAGACUUCAAAGAUCGUGAGAGGAACGCCAGGAAAGGCUCCAAAGUCCGAAAGAAAAAGAAUCAUGUAAAGAAUAUAGCUCGGAUGUUUCUAGAUGACGAGGCAGAGGUUUCGGAAGAGGAUGCAGGGAAUGUCUCAUCAGAUGAAGAUGAGUUGGAAAAUGAGCAGGAUUCGUCUCUUCUGGACUUUGUGAAUGACCAGACCCAGCUUUCACAGGCUAUAAACGAUUCUGAAAUGAGAGCUAUUUACAUGAGAUCCGUGCGGAGUCCACUGACGAGUACAAAGUACAGAAUGGCCCGUGAGAAGCAUAACAACAUGAACAUUUUCUCUCAGAUUCCCGAGCAAGAUGAAAGCUAUUUAGAGGACAGUUUUUGUGUUGAUGAAGAGGAGUCUUGCAAAAGCCAAUCAUGUGACGAAGAAGUCUGUGUUGAUUUUAACUUAAGUAAAGAUUCCUUUACUGAGGGGAACAUAAGAUAUAAAACCCGGUAUGCAGUAAAGCUGAAACAAAUGAGCAUGAAACAAAACUGUCCACGGCCAAAAAAGAAGCUAUCUCGUAUCAUCUUACCAGACGAUGACUCGGAGGAGGAGGUUAGCACCGUGAGUGACAGAAAAGACCCCAGUGCCCAUGGCGGCACUGCAGACAAGCACACGCAGCAGGGCCAGCGGGGCCAGCAGGGUCAGCAGGGCGGUUCUGGGCCUCCUGGCUUGCCUCCUGGGUCUUCAGCGCAGCCCCAGGUCCUUCCUAAUCCACCAGCUCAUCAGAAUCCCAUGCAGAGACAUCAGGUGGUGCAGAGUCGAACGGCUGCCGUCCCUGAAGUCGCGAACCUCGAGGCUUGGAGCCAUCAUACAAUCCCGUCUACUUUGUCUCCAUGUGCGAGAGCUGAGUCAAGGAGGGAGUGUGGGAAACGUCAAGCAGAGUUGAAGGUUGAUGACCCGGAGAAAGGACAGACCUCAGCUGCACUCCGUUCUAAUUCACCCCUACAUGUGGCUGAGGUACAUCCGGCCCCGAGCCUUCCACACGAAGGAAAUAGAGCUUGCAUCCUUGUAGACAGUCGUGAAAUCACUUCUGGUUUAGAAGUAAUUUCUUCGCUAAGAACCGUCCAUGGGUUACAAGUAGAGGUUUGUCCUCUUAAUGGCUGUGAUUACAUUGUCAGUAACCGCAUGGCGGUAGAAAGGAAGUCUCAGGCCGAGAUGUUGAAUAACAGCAGUAAGAACAAGUUCAUCGAGCAGAUGCAGCGCCUGCAGGGCAUGUUCCAAAGAAUAUGUGUGAUUGUGGAAAAAGACAGAGAAAAAGCAGGAGACAUAUCACGAAUGUUUAGAAGAACGAAGUGUUACGACAGUCUGCUAACCGCCUUAGUUGGGGCUGGAAUCCGAAUCCUUUUCAGCUCUGGACAAGAAGAAACUGCAGAUUUACUAAAGGAGCUGUCAUUGGUGGAGCAAAGAAAGAAUGUUGAUAUUCAUGUUCCAGCAGUGCUGAAUCCUAGUAAAUGUGAGGCCCUGCAGUUCUAUCUGAGCAUUCCCGGUAUAAGUUACAUAACUGCCUUAAAUAUGUGUCACCGGAUGUCAUCUGUGAAAAAGAUGGCUAACAGCUCACCUGAAGAAAUCUCCGCGUGCGCUCAAGUAACUCACCAAAAGGCUGAGGAGAUCUACAGAUAUAUUCGCUGUACAUUUGACAUGCAAAUGUUACCAAAUGAUCUCACCCAGGAUAGACUGAAACCUGACGCAUGCUCAGCACUCCAAGUGUGAUUAUGAAUGAACUCUCCAGUACUAAACAUUCUUCAAUAAUCAUUGUAGUUCGUGAUUACCAGUUUAAAAUAUGUAAAUAUUUCAUCUUUAUAUAUUGUAUACUAUUAUUUAUAGACUAUAAUUUAUUUUUAAAAGGAAACCUUUGAUGUUUCAUAAUCAUUUUGAUGAAACUGUGAAACAACUUUUUAUUGAAUAAAUCAAGGCUGAUGAAAAGUUGUUCAGCCUGGUUUAAGCAUCUAAGGCAAGCCAAGGGGCUGGGAGAUGACCAGCUCCCUAAGUGCUUGCUGCACAGACCUGAGGACCUGAGUUCAUCCCAGUACCCACGUAUACAGGCCAGAUAUAGUGGUGCGCACCUGGAGUCACAGUGCCGGGUAUCCUAGAGACAGGAGGAGAUGGGGAGCUUGCUAACCAGUAUGGCAGAACUGGUGAACUCCAGGUUCAG